Messenger RNA from Aspergillus nomiae NRRL 13137, 1548 nucleotides. Its product is annotated as putative MFS multidrug transporter. The transcript is spliced from 2 exons. NCBI's taxonomy places the organism in Eukaryota, Fungi, Ascomycota, Eurotiomycetes, Eurotiales, Aspergillaceae. Gene Ontology annotation, molecular function: transmembrane transporter activity. The record is from RefSeq and is a predicted model, not a curated record. Gene Ontology annotation, biological process: transmembrane transport. The coding region runs from base 1 to 1548 and encodes 515 amino acids.
AUGGAUGGCAUUGAUUUAACGAAGCGUUCAGACUCUGCUCCAGAAGUGCCAAUCCAUAUUACAGAUAUUACAAUAGUCAGUUGGAAUGGGCCAGAUGAUCCACAAGACCCUUUCAACUGGCCUUCGUGGAAGAAGUGGUGGGCGACCGGACUAGGCCUCCUAGCGAGUUUCAUUUGCUCAAUGAACGGAACGAUCUUAUCUGUUGCCCACGAGGAUAUUAGUGAAGAAUUCCAUAUCUCGGAUGCGACAUUCCCACAUUCCUACUGGCUGACCACUUCCUGGGGCUUAGGGGCCGCUCUGUGUCCGCUGAUCCUAUUUCCUAUCAUGGAGGACUUCGGAGUUCGACCUGUACUUCUCAGUAUCUAUUUUGUCUUUGCUUGUUUCCUGGUCCCAGUGGGCUUCGCCCAUAACUACGUGACAUUGAUCAUUGUCCGCUUCAUCAGUGGUGGAUGUGUUCCACUGAUGAGCGAUGCAGUUGCUAGCAUAGCAUCGAAUGUCUUUCACGGCGAUCGAGCCAGAAGCAUCCCGAUCAGUCUAUACGUCACUAUAUAUCUUGGGUCAACAAGCAUAGGCCCAGUUGUCGGCGCAGCGAUAUUGAAGUUCCUCUCUUGGCGCUGGAUAGGCUAUAUGGAAACAAUCUGGACAGCGGCGGCCUUCCCACUCUUCGCGCUCGGUCUUCCGGAGACUCGAGGAUCAGCCAUUCUCCGAGUGAAGGCCAAAUCCUUCCGUUCGGACGGCAAGAACGCGUACACAGCAGCAGAGCUCGAACUAGACCGUACGCCAUCGUACCAAGUUGUCAUCAAAAGUAUGAAACGACCACUGUAUAUGCUCGUCACGGAAUUGGUGGUUUUUGUCGCUGCGCUGUGGGCAGCCUUCAGCCUCGGAACAAUUUAUCUAUUUACUCAGUCCGUCGAGCAGGUUUAUGCCGAACUUUAUGGCUGGGAUGCUGUGAAGGCAGGCUAUGUCCAAGUUGCUAUUGUAAUAGGCAAAAUCCUCGGCUGUCUGCUUUGUAUAUCUACCGAUCACUGGUAUCAUGACUCCGCAUUUCGAAAUAUCGAGAUACCAGGCGUACCUAUCCCCGAAGCCAGGCUAUACUCAUCAAUCGUCGGGGGUCUUCUUGGUGUCACUGGAGGGAUGUUUGUAUAUGGAUGGACUUCAUAUCCCUCCGUACAUUGGAGUGCACCAACCGUCGGCCUGGCGAUGGUGGGCUUCGGAACCACUGCCGUUAUCAUAGGUAAUGCAAACUACCUCAUAGACGCUUAUAGUAAGUAUGCGGCCAGCGCCCUUGGGGCGGUAGGCCUUGUGGAGAAUAUUGCCAUUGCUUUUCUUCCGCUCGCCACCACAGCCAUGUAUACGGAUCUUGGAUUCCAGUGGGCUAGUUCAGCCCUUGCAUUCGUGUCUCUGGCACUGGUUGCAACACCGCUUGUGAUGCUCCGAUGGGGGACGGUCAUCAGGUCUCGAAGCCCGUUUAUGAGAGAGGCUAUUAUUGAUAAACGAAGGGGGAGCAUCCUGACAACCAUAGAAAAUGAUGCUGGUUGUGUAAUUUAA